This is a messenger RNA of Vollenhovia emeryi, 1196 nucleotides long. RefSeq lists its product as uncharacterized. The record is from RefSeq and is a predicted model, not a curated record. Bases 54 to 677 code for a protein of 207 amino acids. The transcript has a single exon. Lineage: Eukaryota; Metazoa; Arthropoda; Insecta; Hymenoptera; Formicidae.
CGGUGAUGUAUCUGUAGCUAAAAAAAGAGUGCAUUGAUCACGUGCAAAAACGCAUGGGUACUCGGCUAAGAAAUUUGAAGAAAAAGAAGCACGGUCUGGGAGGAAAAGGCAAGUUAACGGGUAAACUGAUUGAUGAAUUAGCAAUUUAUUACGGCUUAGCAAUCAGAAGAAAUUCUAAUUCAAUAGAAAAAAUGAAGCAACAAAUAUGGGCAACGCUAUAUCAUAAGAUCUCGACGGAUGAACGACCUCAGCACGACAAAUGCCCGAGCGGUGCCAACUCGUGGUGCACGUGGCAAAUAGCAAAAGCUACACAAAAAUUAGAAGAAUAUAAACAUAAACCGGCGAUGUCAACAGAGGUUUUUGAAGCCAUCAAACCAGUGUACACAGAUUUAAGUUCAGAUGAUUUGCUCAAUCGUUGCUUGGGUGGAUUUACACAGAACAGCAACGAAAGUUUUAAUUCCACCAUGUGGUUGAUCGCACCGAAGAGUUCAUCGAGCAGUAAAAGAGUACUUGAUCUUUGUGCUGACAUUGCCGUGUGUCAAUUUAAUGAUGGAAUUUGCAGUAUUAUGCAAAUAAUGCAAGUUCUGGACAUUUUGGUGGGCCCAAACUGCUACAAUUUUUAUGUCGAGGCCGAUGCACUCCGCAUCAAGCUCUCCACACUGAGAGAAAUAUUUUAGUUAUCAGAACAAAAACGUGUUUGUUACUUGCUGAUUUGGUGAGGAAAGAAAUCGAUAAGUUGCUGUUGCGAAUAAUUUUUCGUUAUUUGACAUUUGAACAUAUCAUAUAUUGUCUGCGAUACAAACCACAUUAGUUCUUUCUAUCUGUUGGACAUACGAAAUACAUUGUAAAUAGAACUUAUAACAUCAGUAACACCAACAAAUAUAACGAAAACCGUUGGCAAUAAUGGAAGAGCUCUACUUGAGUGUUCGUUUGUUGAAACAAAUGAAUAGCUCGCGUCCGUGGCGCGAUCGUGAUUGUUGACGGUUAGGUUAGGUUAGGUUAGGUUAGAUUGACGGUGCCUGGGCAACGUAAGGCAGAGUGAGAUAGUUGUUCCUAACGUGCUUGUGCUGUGCUGAUUUUCUAUGUGAAAAAUUACAAAUAUGGGAGAAGAUCUGGUAUCUCAACGGCUGAAGCAUUGGGGUUUCAGUGCGGAAGUCAUACAAACAUUCAAAGGUAAGGAAAAUAUCUAUUUUUAU